Molecule: messenger RNA, 3368 nt
Organism: Camellia sinensis
Lineage: Eukaryota; Viridiplantae; Streptophyta; Magnoliopsida; Ericales; Theaceae
Source: RefSeq, a predicted model, not a curated record
CUUAACCACGCUCCUCUCUCUCACUCUCUCACACACUCAAACAGAGCAAAGGCAAAGGCAAAAGUAGAAAUCUCAUGAAAGCAGAUUAUCAAUGUUAAUGGCCGAUCUCUGACUCUGCUCCGGCCAAUCAGGAAAUCUUGAUAAUUCAUAUUCAGAAGAAAGGAAAUGGAUCGAGUUCAUGACGAGUUACAUGAACUUAAAUCAGAGAUGGAAAAACUCAAAGAAGAAUGCCGGACCAAGAAGGAGCUUUCUGAGAGUUUGAGGAAAGCCCACAAUGAACAGCUAGUAAAUUUCAUGGAAGCUAAGUCGCUGAUUGAGGAACAGGCCCAACAACUCAAUGCCAAGUCUGAGGAAAUAUCCGAGUUAAGGCAAAUCUGUGAGGAGCUCAAAUCCACCUUGCACGAAAAGGAAUUGUUCCUUAAGGACCUCAAUUUUGCGAAUGAAAAACUUCGAGUUGAAUAUGGUGAGAGAAUUCAAAAACUGGAGGGAGAAAACAAGGUGUUGGUGUUGGCUUUAGAUGAAGCAACAACAAGAACUCAAGAUUGGGAGAAGAAGAUUUGUGCUGGUAACGAAGAAAUUGAAGGACUUAAAAGACUCGUAUUGAUUGCGGAGAAGAAAUGCCUUGAAGCAGAGCGAAAAGCCAAGGCAUCUGAAGAGCUGGAACGGAGAGAGAAUGUGAUACUGAAAAUUGAGGAUGAAAAUAGGAAUGUUCAAGAUCAGUUGAAAUGGAAGAGUGAACAGUUUAUGCAUCUCGAAGAAGCACAUACGAGGCUUCAAGACCAGUUCCAGUUGAGCAAGGUGGAGUGGGAGAAUGAGAAAUCGGAACUGUUUGACGAGAUCUGUUCAUUGCAAACAAGGUUGGAUUCUCAAACCAGAAUCUCACAAAAUCUUCAUAGCCAAUUAAAGAUGUGCAACCAAGCACUAUCUCAUGAAGAAAGCAAAAGAAAGAUUCUGGAGGUCGAGGUGUUUGAAUUGAAAUCGCACUUUGAGAAUGUAAUUUUGGAGUGUGAAGAAGCGAAAUCAAGGAUCGAAAACUUGGCCCUUCAGAGGGAUGAAGAUAUUGCAGAGCUAAGAAACACACUGGGAACUAAAGAAAGCCUCUCCAAAGAAAUGGAGUACAAAAUUUCCCAUCUCGAGCAGGAGAAUCAGGAACUGUACGGAUCUCUCAAAGAAUGUCGGGAGGUUCAAAUCAAGAAUGCUGGAGGCAAUUCGUUAAAAAAGCUGCAAAACAAACUUCGAGGUUUGGAGCAGUUGCAUAGCCAAUGUUCUGUGAAUCUCAAAGAAAAAGAAGCUGAAUGGAGUUCUCGGAUCGAAAAGAUGACAAGAGAUAUAAAUGGCUACAUAUCUGAUUUAGAGGGUAAAGACAAAGAAAUACAGGAAUUGCAGAUGAAGCUAGAAGGUUGCCAUUGUUUGUUGGAGGUUCAGAAUGAAGAGAUUUAUGUAGUAACCAUGGUAUUGAAAUCAGAAUUCUCUGCAGUUUACACAAAGCUGUUUGAUGAAAAAGCUGAAAUAGAGAAAAGAAACGAAGCGAGGGAAGAUAAAAUUUUGCUUCUAAGAGAGCAAUUGGAGACAAAAAACAGUGCUCAAUCUGAAGUUGAUGGCAAGCAGAAGGGGGAGGAAGGAAGAUUCCUAGUGGAGAGGGUUGAGUGCUCUGAUCGUAUUAAACAUGAGGAGAGUUUCAUGGCGGAGGAGGAGCUCGAGAGGCAUAAGAAAAUGCUCGAUGAAUUAUCUAACUUUCAUGCUUGUUUGGAAGAACAAGUUGUGCAAAUGGAAAGUGAACUAAAAAGGAGCAGCAAAGAUGUUUCAUAUGCUUUAGAAAGAGCUAAUUGCGAAUUGGCCAGGAAAAUUCAUUUAGUCGAUCAAACCAAACUUGAACUGCGGAGAUGGAAAUCUAGUGCAGAAAAGGCAAAAGUGUAUUUUGAAGAAAACCACGAAGUCCUCAAGCAAGAAAAAGAUAGCCUCCUUGGCGUUGUAAAAGAGCAAGAUGGGAAAAUAGGUCAUCUUCAGCAACAGGUUGUUCUACUAGAAUCAACAAUUGCAGCAAAUAUGAAGGCGAUAGAAGCUCUAAAGCAAGAGAAAGAGAACUAUUACCUAAUUGCAGAAACUAAGGAUCAUAGCAUAGAAAAGCUUCAAGAAGAGAAUGCUUGGUUGAAGCAAGAGUCUGCAAAGAGAGAACAAGCACAGUUAGAUGCACAAAAGACAUUGGCUGAAGAGGAAGAGAGAAUUCUAGAAUUUAUAAAGGAGAAAGACCAGAGAAUAGAAGAUCUCAGUGCACAAGCAAUGUCAAUGAAGCAAGAUUUUGAAAGUUCAUUGGUUUCUUUCUUUUCUGUAGUUACAGAAAAACAGAUUGAAAUCAAUGUACUAAACGAAGUGUUGGAAAAGGCUGAGAAUCUGAAAAGGUUUGAAAUUCAAGAGAAGAACAAGAAAAUCGAUGAACUGGAAACAGAAACCAAUGAGUUACGUCAAACAUUGGAAUUUCAGGAGGAAUCUUUGCUUCAAUCGCAGAAACAGAUAACAAAGUUGGAAGAGGCUGAGAAUCUGAAAGAGUUAGAAAUUCAAGAGAAGAACAAGUCAAUUGAUGAACUGGAAACAAAAACCAAUGAGUUGUGUCAAAAACUGAAAUUUCAGGAGGAAUCCUUGCUUCACUCGCAGAAACAAGUGGCAAAGCUCGAAGCUGUAUUGGAAACGCACAAAUCAGAAACAGAAGGAUUGAAGGACCGGUUUUGGAGCGAAAAGGGGCACAUGGAGGGCCUAGUUAAAGAGCUUCAGUGUGAGAAAAGAUGUCUGCUUGAAGACAUGAUGAAGCUGUCUGCAGAAAGGGAAGAUAUGCUAAUUCGAAUGGAGGGAGUCUGUAAUUGGAUCGGAGACUUUUCUGGUGAAGAUGUUGACCUGAUGGACAUUUUUGGGAAAAUCUUGCAAAAUUGUGACAAUAGCAAUGGACAUGCAAUGGAUUUGGUGAGUGAUGGGCUUUCUGAUUCACGCACUGAUGGUGAAAACACGCAUAUCUCUUCCUUGAUAAAGAACAUUGAAGAGAGAAUUGACAAAAGAUCACCAUUGAAAGCACUCAACCAUUAGAAGGCUCUACUUGGAGAGACAAUUAAUUCUUCUAACAAAUGUCAGGAGGUGAUUUAUUAAUUCACAACUAUCGUAUAAUGUUGGAGUCGGAGAUGUAAUGAAAUGGUGUUUCGAACUAUCUUUAACUUGCGUGCUGUCAUUUGUAAGUACGUAGAGAUUGAAAUGUUUGAAUCCUUGCAAUUUUUCUCUCCUUUUCUCUUGGAAAUGUGUUUUCCAAAAUGUUACACAAUCGUUUCGCGAAUGUGCAUGCCAUAUGGUGAUUUUAAUAUCUAAACCAUCCGUUUGUUCUCAUA